AUGACGAAAGCAUAUGAUAGGUUGUCAUGGCUAUUUCUUACUAAAGUGCUGAGGAAAAUGGGAUUCUCUGAAAGUUCUAAUAAAUGGACAGCCACAUGGUUUUUUCAAACAUCGAGGGGAGUAAAGCAAGGGGAUCCAUUGUCUCCGACACUUUUUAUUCUGGCUGCUGAAGCUUUGUCAAGGGGAUUGAAUUCUCUGCAUACAAACCUGUACUUUUGUGGCUUUGGACUGCCUAAAUGGAGCCCAAAAAUCAAUCAUCUUACCUACGCAGAUGACACCAUAAUCUCCAGUUCUUCUGAUGCAACUUCUCUUCGACUCAUCAUGGAGAUCCUACAAGUAUAUGAAAUUGCAUCAGGUCAGCUGGUUAAUAAAGGACUUCCCCUUCACCUAUCUGGGAUCCCAAUUUUCUAUGCUAGGAGGAAGAUUGAACACUAUCAAGGAUUGUUGACCAAAGUCCUUGACAAAUUGCAAAGCUGGAAAGGUAAACUUCUAUCCAUUGGGGGUAGAGCAGUCUUAAUAACUAAUGUCUUACAGAGCAUGCCCAUUCACUUGUUAUCCGCUGUCAAUCCUCCUAACUAUGUUAUUAACAAGCUUCAUAAGAUGCUUUCACAAUUCUUUUGGAGUAGUUCUGUGGGUGGUACUAGUAGGCAUUGGGCUUCUUGGACCAAUCUGUGUAUGCCAUAUGAAGAAGGAGGCAUUAGGUUUAGAUCUCUACAUGACGUAGCUAAGGCACUUUUCUGCAAGCUUUGGUGGAUUUUCAGGACUAACCAAGCCUUUGGAGUUCCUUUAUGA
Messenger RNA from Nicotiana tabacum (common tobacco), 792 nucleotides. The record is from RefSeq and is a predicted model, not a curated record. NCBI's taxonomy places the organism in Eukaryota, Viridiplantae, Streptophyta, Magnoliopsida, Solanales, Solanaceae.